Molecule: messenger RNA, 921 nt
Organism: Fulmarus glacialis (Northern fulmar)
Lineage: Eukaryota; Metazoa; Chordata; Aves; Procellariiformes; Procellariidae
Product: ras-related protein Rab-3B-like
Exons: 4
Coding region: 1-660 (219 amino acids)
Biological process (GO): protein secretion; protein localization to plasma membrane; regulation of exocytosis
Cellular component (GO): plasma membrane; endosome; synaptic vesicle
Molecular function (GO): GTP binding; GTPase activity
Source: RefSeq, a predicted model, not a curated record
AUGGCUUCAGUAACAGAUGCCAGAUACAAGCAGAAAGAUACUUCAGAUCAAAAUUUUGAUUACAUGUUCAAACUCCUGAUCAUUGGCAACAGCAGCGUGGGUAAAACAUCCUUCCUCUUCAGAUACGCCGACGACACUUUCACACCAGCCUUUGUUAGUACAGUAGGAAUUGACUUCAAAGUGAAAACAGUUUAUAGGAAUGACAAGCGGGUGAAACUGCAGAUUUGGGAUACAGCUGGACAAGAAAGAUACAGGACCAUCACUACAGCCUACUACCGAGGAGCCAUGGGCUUCAUCCUCAUGUAUGAUAUCACCAGUGAAGACUCCUUCAAUGCAGUGCAGGACUGGGCCACACAAAUCAAGACUUACUCCUGGGACAAUGCACAAGUGAUCCUGGUUGGAAACAAAUGUGACAUGGAGGAUGAAAGAAUUGUUCCUGUGGAGAAGGGGAAACAUCUGGCGGAUCAGCUAGGUUUUGACUAUUUUGAAGCUAGUGCCAAAGAAAACAUCAAUGUAAGGCAGGUGUUUGAACGUCUCGUGGAUAUAAUCUGUGAAAAGAUGUCGGAGAGUAUAGAAUCAGACCCUUCCAGGGGCAAUUCUGGAAGGAGCAUGCGACUCACAGACAACCCACCCCCUUCGCAGCAGAACUGCUCAUGCUAGUGACCUUUCUUGCUGAGAAAUAUCCUUCUCCUUUCCUGACUAAAUGUUAUCUUUUGAUUUGUGGUGGUGCAUUAUCAUGUAGUCCAAAGGCAGAAAUCUCUGUUGUAGGAAAUUGGUAUGUUUGUUUAAUGUGCUGAAGUGUUAAUAUUAUAUAUUUCCUCAUCCAACAAUUCAAAAAAAAAUCUGACUAAAUAUUGUAAGUGCACCUAGUGUUAAUGUGAGUUACACUGAAGAAAAAGAAUUGUAUAGUGUUGCAAAUGU